This is a messenger RNA of Lodderomyces parapsilosis, 699 nucleotides long. RefSeq lists its product as uncharacterized. The coding region runs from base 1 to 699 and encodes 232 amino acids. Lineage: Eukaryota; Fungi; Ascomycota; Pichiomycetes; Serinales; Debaryomycetaceae. The record is from RefSeq and is a predicted model, not a curated record. The transcript has a single exon.
AUGUCCAUUCAAAUAACCCCAUUCCAACUCGGCUCUUCUUUAUUGAGUUUAUCGCUAGUUGGUUUAUCGCAAGGUGCUAACUUAGGUGGAUUAGAUGGAAGUGCUCAAAACAAUGCCAACACUCAAGACUCGACAGCUGCAACAAAAACAAGCACUAAACAAGCUCAACAAUCGCAACAAACUCAGCAGAUCCAGCAGACCCAGCAGACCCAACAAUCGCAACAAUCACAACAAGCUCAGCAAUCACAACAAACUCAGCAAUCACAACAAACUCAGCAAUCGCAACAAAGUGCUGCCCAGAAUGGCGUAACUCCAGUAACUGAGAACGAAUCUACUACAAUUUGGUGGACUCCAUCUGCGACAACUCAAACAUCCACCAUUGCAACCACAGAUACUCAAAUGUCAGACAAAUCCCAGUCCACUGAUACUACCGAGGUAUCAGGCUCCAAUUCAGCUACAUAUAACCAAUGGGGGUUCACUGGAAGCCAGUCCAUUUGGAGCGAUACUACAUUAUCUUCAUCAAAUUCUGAAAGUUUAGACUCUGCCUCCUCAUCUGAUUCGAGCUCCACUACCCGCAGUAUAAACAGUACUUCAGAUGGAAUGAGACUGCAAGUAUUCCACCAGAAGGAUCUUUGUUGGAAAAAAUUGGUAUUGAUUACUGGUGUUUUGGGAAUCAGUGUAGUGUUCAAUGCAUUAUAG